Molecule: messenger RNA, 1391 nt
Organism: Hippocampus comes (tiger tail seahorse)
Lineage: Eukaryota; Metazoa; Chordata; Actinopteri; Syngnathiformes; Syngnathidae
Gene: vgll4l
Product: vestigial like 4 like
Exons: 5
Coding region: 144-992 (282 amino acids)
Biological process (GO): negative regulation of DNA-templated transcription
Molecular function (GO): transcription coactivator binding
Source: RefSeq, a predicted model, not a curated record
GCUACCUGGCUGAGAGCGCAGACCCACAAUCUCACUACUUUUCCAGCACAGUCCACCACUGAGGCUCAUUUUGUCCCGCAUUGUCGAGCACCCAGGUGUUUACUCUCUGUCUUGGACUGUACUUGAAAAAAAGGCAAGCAGACAUGGCUGUGGCAAACUUCCACUAUAUUACUCGCAUGAGCAGCGGCUUCAAGGUCUACAUUUUAGAGGGUCAGCCUCAUCUGAGAAGUGAAGACAGAUUCAGACAUAUGUCAAAUGAACGAACUCAGACCCCCACGGUGUAUCCCAAACGCAAGCGCAGCCACGAUAGAUGUCUCACUCUGGAGGAAAGGCGCGAACGGGUGCUAGGGAGAAACAAUGGGAAAGCUACGCAGAGAGGAGCAACUGUAACAGCACCACCAGUACCACCAACAGUCAUGAUUACUAGCCCUCAAAGUCCCACUUCCACCUGGAGCCCAACACCCAGUUCAACCAGCCCUCUGCCCUCUCAUGUGUAUUACACCCCAGUCACUGAUGAACCUCUUGCCCUCAUCAAGAAACCAAGAAAGGACCAGGACCCAGAGACCACAAAAGAGAAAACUAAAAACGCCAGCUCAAGUCAGAUGCAGAUACGUCCCUCUGUCAUCACUUGUGUCUCUUCAUUAAGAAAGCCCGCCGGGAGCUCCGAUGUCCACCAGAGUCAGUCAUCAGUAAUCUCCAAAUGCAACUAUGACCAUGUGGUUGAGGAGCAUUUCCAGAGGAGCCUUGGUGCGAAUUACCAGAAAACUCACUCCCAGCAGCUGUCUAUCGGCGUGUCAGUCGAUGACCACUUUGCCAAGGCCUUGGGAGAUAAGUGGCUGCAGAUUAAGUCCAAGUCUUCCUCCUGCUCAUCUACACCCCCCAGCAGUCCGAGCAUUACUCACUCACCAGCCUAUAUACAAAGCCCACAUCCAUCCGUGAAAGAAUCUGUGAGCAAAUCGCCACCAGCCUCCAGUCAUUGGUCUGUAAAUUAACUCACAAUUGACCUCCGACCUCAGCAGGGAAUUGACUUUUGACAUAUUAAGUUUUUCACGCCGCUUGUUGACCAAUGGGCAGUUUUUAAGGGUGAUGUCAGAUUGGACCACUAUGUGCCUUCACAGAUGCAGGCAAUUGUAGCAUCAUUACAUUUCUUUCUUCAGCCUACCAACUGGUAUGAUUGAAGAAUCAUCAAAUAAUUCCUUCACAUUUCCCAUGUUUGUUUCUUGUCAUGUCACAUUGCAUUUCAUUGCAUUAUAUUUAUAUUAAUUUCAUUUUAUGGUUUACAUGGCAGGCCUAUAUUUGAUAUGUAUUUUUGUGAUUACAUUUCUGACACAAAAGAGAGACCUUAAAAAGGCUUUGAAGACUUUGGAAAAAAAAUAAAAAUGUAAAAUAAA